AUGUAUACGGAGAAGCCGCAAACACUAAAGGAAAUGAGGAAAAUGCAGGAGCACUACAUCGCCUUAGAAGAAAUACAAGAAGGAGCACAUGAUAGAAGUGUACAGGAAGCAAGCACGUCAGCUGAGAUAGUCCCGAAGAAAAUCUCGAAAAGAUCCGAGAAGAGAUCGGGGCCACAGAGCAAAGAACUAGUAAAGAAGGAAUGGGUAGAAAAAGGGAAGAAGCCUCAACACGGGCCUAAGGUGUACACCCCGCUAAAUGCACCUUUAGAGGAAAUAUUCAAAGAGGUAGAGAAAAGAAAUGAUAUUCGAUAUCCAAAGACGCGAGGAGUACAGUUUGAUGAAACAAAGAACCACCCAGAAUUCUGCCAUUAUCAUCAGUUCCGAGGACACUCAACCAACAAUUUUCGGGAGGUCAAGGAUAUAGUCCAUCAUCUCACCCGGGACGGCUAUCUAAGGAAAUUUGUUAAACAUCCAGCAUCAACACCCGAUGCUCCGGUACAUCAAGUAAGGAUCGAGUGGGGUACUCAAUUUCUAUGCAAUACCAUCUCGCACUCAUCUCCUCAAGGUUUUGACCUAGGCGCAGGGAUUAUGUCGCGAAUUCACAAGCGUUAUAGGUCGGGAAACGAAAUCUUUAGCAUGGAAAAAACUUUGCCGAUGGAGGAGUGGAUGAAGCAGCCAAUCACGUUCUCGGCUAAGGACGUGCCAAUGAAUGGUCAAACACAUGGAUAUCCACUGGUCAUCACCCUAAUGAUCGAGGAGUGGGGAGUUAAAAUAAUUCUGGUGGACACCAGGAGCUCCAUGGAGGUCUUAUUCUAUGACACCUUCAAAAGAAUGCAAUUAUAUGAUGACAUCCUCAUCACAUCAACCUACAACAUCUACGGCUUUAACGGGACGGUAACCGUACCUAAGAGAGAAGUCACCCUAAGAGUCUCAGAUGGAGCCGAUUACUUGGAUACCCUUAGUACCUUCUGUGUAAUAGAUGUUGUGUCACCACACGAAGCAAUUAUCGGGAGACCCUGGAUCGCUGGUAUCAAAGGAGUCGCUUCCGCAUAUCACCAAAGGUUAAGGUUCCCGAUAUACAAGGGUGUGUCUGAGGUUGUAGGAAACCCACAAGUUUCUAGACAAUGUAUUCAAAUGGACAUUCAGCAAAAUGAAGAUAAGCGAGCGAGAUUACGUCUAGAAAAGAACAAAGCCAAUAAAUCACAGCUAGCCAAGAAUUAG
This is a messenger RNA of Papaver somniferum (opium poppy), 1221 nucleotides long. RefSeq lists its product as uncharacterized. The coding region runs from base 1 to 1221 and encodes 406 amino acids. NCBI's taxonomy places the organism in Eukaryota, Viridiplantae, Streptophyta, Magnoliopsida, Ranunculales, Papaveraceae. The record is from RefSeq and is a predicted model, not a curated record. The transcript has a single exon.